Messenger RNA from Athene cunicularia (burrowing owl), 2311 nucleotides. RefSeq names its product PICALM interacting mitotic regulator (gene PIMREG). Lineage: Eukaryota; Metazoa; Chordata; Aves; Strigiformes; Strigidae. The record is from RefSeq and is a predicted model, not a curated record. The coding region runs from base 24 to 872 and encodes 282 amino acids. The transcript has 4 exons.
GGUUGACAAAGAACUGGAACAAGAUGAUAUCUGUGCUCCAAAGCGUCAAGGCAACAAUGGCCUGGCGGAAACAUGAGCUCCUAGCUGACUUCGAUGAGAAUGAGAGCCCUGUACCUGACAAAUUCAAGAGAAGGGCUGCUUCGAGUUCCCUCAAUACCAUCCGCAUGUCUCUAAGGAAGCGAGUACCAUUAAAGCAAGUAGAGCUGAAUUUUCGUAAGACCCCAACUUGGCAAAGUCUGGAGGCAAGACAGAAGCGCCAAACUCUUCAGAGUAUUAAAACAACAGCAAAAAAUGCUUUUGGAACAGUAUCCCAGAAAAUACAGAAGACUUACCAAAGCCCUGUCCGCUCAGUGGUGACCCUUCCAGCUGAAUCCAUUGGCAGAAGCUGUGCAACCAGUUCUACCAAGAAAAGAAGUACUACACCUCGAACCCUUUGCCAUAAGAAGAGUGUUACUCUGGCAGGCAGUUCCAAAGACACCCCAAGAUCCAGCAAAAGAGCCUUGCUUGGGCCAACAAGGGUGUCAGAACAUAGAGAAUGGAGGGGUUUCUCAUCCUGGCUUGGUAAAGAUGCUGUCUCUCUCCGGAGAUCAAGAAGAGCAGCAGCACUGAAAAGCCCUUAUUCAUCACCUGCUCCUGCCAGCAGAAACAUGGAGUUUGACUGUGAGUUGGAGCUGGUCUCCUCAGGGAUCUGCCAACUGAAGCAUAUCUCCCAGGCUUUUGAUGAUGCCAUUGUGCAAGAGGAGAGGCAACACGCAAUAUCAAACUACUACUACCUAGUGACACAGAACUUACAGUCUGUGCAUCGAUCUCGGAAACUUUCUCACGCUAUCAAAAGGCAAGCGAAGAAACUCCAUCGAGCACUUGACACCUAGACACAGAUGGCUGUAACUAUUGUGAGUUUACGUGGAUCAAGGAGAGCUCUAUACAUAUAGCACUUGAUAGGGUGCACUCUAUACAGUGCAGACCAUUACAUUUAUAAUCUUUCUUGACAAAGUAGCUCAGGACUUCCUUUGCUUUUUCUUUUCAAGCUAACAGGAGAAUCAAAAUUGUACCAGUGUAUUAUCUCCUGCUGAGGUGAGGGACCAUCUUGAAUGUGACUUUCAUAAGGCAGUAAGUACUUAGAAACUUAUGUUGAACUGACCAGUAGGAAUGGCCAGAGUAUGGGCCACAGACUUAUGAAUACCAGUAUUUAGACUGGUAUCCAAUUGCCACGAGUUCUAUUAUGAGUACUCUGCAUACUGAAAGUAUUGGUCUAUUAUUUUAAAAACCUAACUUUUUUUUUUUCUGUAUACAAACACACCAAAAGGUAACAUCAUGUUUACUGGAAGUUAAUGGAACAGUAGUGUCUUGUUUGAGUUCUGACCACAACGGCCAUUCCAAGGCAACAGGUUUCUGUAGAGUCACUCCUGCCACAAGAGAGGAGCGACAUCAGGACUCUAAUUCAUGGCCUUAAGGAUAAGCCUAACUCAUCCUAUCUUAAGUAGCUGGGUUCCAGACAAAUCAGAGGAGCUUUUUAAUUUUUUGCUGCUGCUUUAAAUAGCAUCUUGGCAGUAGAGUUAAACAUUGCUUUUAUACUACAACAUCUGUCUUUCAGUUAUACACAGAAAUUGGUAACUGCAAUUGUAACCUCUUAACGUUACUGUUACUAGCUAAUAUCCCAGUGCAGGUAUUUUAUCUGAUGUAUACUAAGCAUUUGAUACCUGCAUUUUGUUUCUAAUUACUUUUUUUAAAAAGUAAUGGUCAUUUGACAAGCCUUUUUUGGUAGGUGAUUCAGUUUAACGAAGUCUUUGACACUAAAGCAGAUUUCUCAAGCUUCUAGAAUUCAGCACCAGGGCUGUUUUCCAUGGUAGCAGCUUUGUGCAGGCAGAUCAGAUUACAGUCACUCUAAAAUGAACCUUCAAAAGACUGAUUUGGGAAACUUUGCUCUACUUGAUAAUUUUUAAGAUGCACAUGCAAUUUAGUAAAAUGGGAACCAAAAUUUUAAUGGUAUUAAAUAUAAAUAUGGGAAGCAGUCAUGUUCAAUUCUGAUUUAUGUCUAAGUAUUGAUUUUAAAUUUGUUCCUGAUUUUUCCUUUUUCUUGUCAAACUACAGUGUUUUAAAAUAUUGAAACAGUUAACGAGGCCUGAAGAUAUAAAAACAACCCUGAAUUCCAGGCUUUCAGAUAACUGAGAGCUUUAGCUUGUGUUACUUCUUGAUGUAGUUUUUGUGUGUGUUUUGUUUCUUUGUUUGUUUUAACCACCUUUCUCUAUGGAACAGUAGCUUGAAGUUAUUCUUUGCAUGUACUGAAACUACUUCUAUAAAGCUUUCACAA